Molecule: messenger RNA, 718 nt
Organism: Closterium sp. NIES-67
Lineage: Eukaryota; Viridiplantae; Streptophyta; Zygnematophyceae; Desmidiales; Closteriaceae
Source: the annotation of a GenBank genome assembly
GUUGCAAGCAUGGGCUGUGGGCACGGCCGUGGAAGGGGCAGAGGGCGAGGAGGCAGAUUUGGCAGCAGUAACUUCAGUGGAGGCCGUGGUAAUGGAGGAUAUGGCACAGCAACAACAACAACAAUGGCUACGGGCGUGGGCGCGGUCGAUUUGAUGGCGAAUGCCACUUUUGCCACAAGACCGGCCACAUGUGGAGAGAUUGCUUCAGAUUGCCUGAUGGAUGGACCCCUUCUCAAGGCCAAGAGGGCAGAGGAGCAAGGGGAGGAAGAGGCAGAGGUCGUGGAGGCCGUGGUGGCCGUCAAGGCGUGUGAAUCCAAGGAGAGUGGUGCAGCAGCCAAAGGUGGUGGAAAUGAGGAGGAGAAUCCUAAGAUCAGUAAAGCAGCAGUGGCGAAGGAGAAAGGAGAGAGCUCGUGGGGCACAAUUGCGAGUGCCGCUUUCUCCAACCUGACUUCCGCUAUGGGAGAGUGUGAUUGGCUGACCUUGCAUCGGCGAAUGGGGCAUGUGGCAUUGCCCAUUUUGCAGCAGAUAGUUAAGCAAGAGAUGGUCAGUGGAAUACGUGUCCAACAUGCAUGCAAGCCAAGUUCACUCGCUACCCGGUCCAUAGCUCGGAGACAACGGCGAAGGCACCACUUGAUGAGGUGGUGAUGGAUGUGGUGGGCCCCUUGAAGCUUGGAGCUGCUGGAGCAGAGUACUUCCUCACCAUUGUGGACGUCUACAC